Onychostoma macrolepis is the source of this 1233-nucleotide messenger RNA. It is a transcript of the gene rab11al, whose product is annotated as RAB11a, member RAS oncogene family, like. Lineage: Eukaryota; Metazoa; Chordata; Actinopteri; Cypriniformes; Cyprinidae. The transcript is spliced from 5 exons. The coding region runs from base 379 to 1029 and encodes 216 amino acids. Gene Ontology annotation, cellular component: postsynaptic recycling endosome; axon; transport vesicle. The record is from RefSeq and is a predicted model, not a curated record. Gene Ontology annotation, molecular function: GTP binding; GTPase activity. Gene Ontology annotation, biological process: exocytosis; neurotransmitter receptor transport, endosome to postsynaptic membrane; melanosome transport.
GGGCUAAUUCUCAGCACAAUGACGUAGGUGUUUGCCUUAAGAUGAGACAGCAGGGCGAAACUUGGUUGACGUAGCCCAGCAACAUCGUAUCAAAGUUGAUUAGCUGUAAUUUUGGCGAAUUCGGGACCUGUUUUUCUUAACGAUUACUUUAUCUACAACCGUCGACAGCAGGAAAUAUCUUGUAUAUUUUUUAUUUUUGGAUUCAACGCAUGAAGCGCGCGUAGUAAUGAAGCGCUCGUGAUCAACUGAUGCGUCUCAUAAACAAAGUUUCUUUGACGUCGUAGUAAAUAUAACAGCACCUUGUGGUUCUCCAGAAGAGCAUAACGUCUUUAUCUGAAAACACGGACUUGUUAAUAAGCCGGUAAGAAGAUUAAAGCCAUGACGGGUAGAGAGGACGAGUAUGACUAUCUCUUUAAAGUGGUUCUGAUCGGCGACUCGGGUGUGGGCAAGAGUAACCUGCUCUCUCGCUUCACCCGCAAUGAGUUCAACCUGGAGAGCAAGAGCACCAUUGGGGUGGAGUUUGCUACACGCAGUAUCCAUGUGGAGGGCAAGACCGUCAAGGCCCAGAUCUGGGAUACGGCUGGACAGGAGAGAUACAGGGCCAUCACAUCAGCGUAUUACAGAGGUGCUGUUGGAGCCCUGCUGGUGUAUGACAUUGCCAAGCAUCUGACCUAUGAGAACGCCGAGCGCUGGCUGAAAGAGCUGCAGGAUCAUGCUGAUAGCAAUAUUGUCAUCAUGUUAGUAGGGAACAAAAGUGACCUGCGCCAUCUGAGGGCCGUUCCUAUGGAUGAAGCCAAAGCAUUUGCAGAGAAGCAUGGACUUUCUUUCCUGGAGACCUCAGCGCUGGACUCUUCUAAUGUCGAACUUGCCUUUCAGACCAUUCUUACAGAAAUCUACCGUAUCGUGUCCCAGAGGCAGAUGUCAGGGCGUGGUGAUGACGGCUUCUCCCCCAGCUCAAAAGUGGUUCCCAUUACCGUGCAGCCCACACAGAAUUCGGGCAAGCAGGGCGCCUGCUGUCAGAAUAACUGAGCUGCCGCAGCGCCACCAUGGGAUCCGGGGAAAAUCGGCAACUUUGUUGGGCUGGGCUGCAAGGUUGACCAUGACCGUUUUAUUCCCUGAGUGUGAUGUACUUAACAUAUGUAACGGACUUGCUUAGUUAUGCCCAGAAUAAGUGAGUAAUAAUCUUCAAAAUUGGAGAACAAGAGAUGUUGAAAUUAAAUGGAUCAAGAAUUU